Molecule: messenger RNA, 2148 nt
Organism: Triticum aestivum (bread wheat)
Lineage: Eukaryota; Viridiplantae; Streptophyta; Magnoliopsida; Poales; Poaceae
Product: pentatricopeptide repeat-containing protein At4g21065-like
Exons: 1
Coding region: 95-1921 (608 amino acids)
Biological process (GO): RNA modification
Molecular function (GO): protein binding; RNA binding; zinc ion binding
Source: RefSeq, a predicted model, not a curated record
CGUUCGCGCCGUAGAGGAAUCAGUUGAGCACGCGAACACGCAGCGAAGAUCAAAACCGCAGGACCCACGGCUCGCCCGCCAUGCGUUCGAGCAAAUGCCGCCCCGUCCCCCGCUCCGCUCGCCUCCGAGCGGCGGCCCUUACACCACCGCGCCGCCGUCGCCGCCGCGCGCGGCCGAGCAGCACUGCCUGCGCCUCCUGGAGCGCGCCACGACGCCGGCGUCGCUCCUCCAGCCCCUCGCAUUCCUCCUCAAGCACGGUCUCCACUCCAACCCGCUGGUCCUCACCAGGCUCUUCUCGGCCGCGGGCUCCGCCGCGCCCGCGCUCCUCGAGCCCCUCGUCGCGGCGCUCCUCCGCCCGGGCCUCCCGCUCGACGCCUUCCUCCUCAACACCCUCAUCCGCGCGCACGUCGCGUCCCCGCUCCCCUCCGCGCGCCGCCGCGCCGCGGCCUUCUUCCCGCUCAUGCUCCGCCGCGGCGUCGCCCCCAACAAGUUCACCUUCCCGUUCCUCCUCAAGUCCUGCGCCGCGAUGCCGGGGUCCCCGGCCGCCGGUCUCCAGGCCCACGCCGCCGCCCUCAAGUUCGGCUUCGCCGCCGACCACUACGUCUCCAACACGCUCAUACACAUGUACUCCUGCUUCGGGGCCGGGUUCCUCGGGGACGCGCGGAACGUGUUCGACAGAACGCCCAAGGACAGCGCUGUCACCUGGAGCGCGAUGAUCGGCGGGUACGUGCGUGGGGGGCUGUCGAGUGAUGCUGUCAUGCUGUUCCGGGAGAUGCAGGCCAGCGGAGUGUGGCCGGAUGAGGUGACAGUCCUCGGGGUCCUUUCGGCCGCCGCUGAUUUGGGUGCACUCGAGCUCACGCGGUGGGUUGAGCGGUUUGUGGCGAGGGAGGGAAUUGGGAGGUCUGUGACGCUCUGCAAUGCGCUGAUCGACACGCUCGCCAAGUGCGGGGAUGUCGAUGGGGCAGUGGCUGUGUUCGAGGGGAUGGAGGAGCGGACUGUUGUGUCAUGGACGUCGGUGAUUGAUGCACUUGCAAUGGAGGGCCGUGGGAAAGAGGCUGUGGCUGUGUUCGAAGAAAUGAAGGCUGUUGGCGUGCCACCUGAUGAUGUCGCAUUCAUCGGGGUGCUCACUGCAUGUAGCCAUGCUGGAAUGGUUGAUGAAGGCCGUGGCUACUUUGACUCAAUGAAGACAGAGCAUGGUAUUGAGCCUAAGAUCGAGCAUUAUGGUUGUAUGGUCGACAUGUUUGGCCGUGCCGGCAUGGUUGAGCAAGGGUUGGACUUUGUUCGCGCGAUGCCCAUGAAACCAAACCCAAUAAUUUGGCGGACUCUGGUUGCUGCUUGUCGUGCUCAUGGCCGGCUCGAGCUCGGUGAAAGCAUUAGCAGGGACCUUCUUAAAGAGUACCCUGCUCAUGAGGCCAACUACGUCAUGCUCUCCAACGUAUUUGCAUUGACGCAGAGAUGGAAGGAGAAGUCAGAGAUUAGAAGAGAGAUGAGCAAGAGAGGUAUUACAAAGGUGCCAGGCUGCAGCCUUGUUGAACUUGAUGGAGAGGUCCAUGAGUUCAUAGCAGGAGAUGAGUCGCAUCCGCAGUACAAGGAGAUAUACAGGAUGGUUGAGGAGAUGUCAAGAGAGCUAAGACGCAUUGGGCAUAUUGCAGCCACAUCAGAGGUCCUCCUUGACCUUGAUGAGGAGGACAAGGAGGGUGCGCUUCAGUGGCACAGUGAGAAGCUGGCAAUUGCAUUCGUGCUCCUGAGGACUCCUCCUGGAACACAGGUCCGGGUGGUAAAAAACCUACGGGUAUGCUCCGAUUGUCAUGCGGCAAUUAAGUGCAUAUCACAAGUUUAUAACCGGGAGAUCAUAGUACGUGAUAGGAGCCGUUUCCAUCGCUUUAAGGAUGGUUCCUGCUCCUGCAAGGAUUUCUGGUGAUUGGAUUUGUGUUUCACCAGGUUAUCCUUUUUCUGAGGUGCAGUGAAGAGUGGAUUGAACUUCAACAGCACGUGCAGGUGAUCGUGAACUGAUGAUGUAUUUUCGAGGAGCUUCUGCAAGUCCUUGAGGUCUGCCAAUUUAUAUGUAACACAAAGCUUUCAGUGGCCAAAAACUGAUGUUUACUGAAGAUUACUGGAAGCAGCAUUAAAACAUAUAAUAUUCAGAUA